Molecule: messenger RNA, 807 nt
Organism: Durusdinium trenchii
Lineage: Eukaryota; Dinophyceae; Suessiales; Symbiodiniaceae
Source: the annotation of a GenBank genome assembly
AUGACCACGGUCCCCUUCGACUGUACCGCAGGUGUGAAGCGGUGGAAGUCGGGCUGGUCCGACCAGAAGAAGCAGUGGUGCUGCCAGGAGCGCGACGUUCGUCCCCGCGCGGGUGAGUUCAAGGUGGGCUGCGAGUCCCUGGGCGGCGGCGUGGACAUGGACUGCGACGCGGGCUACGAGAACUGGAAGUUGGGCUGGUCUUUGGACAAGAUGCACUACUGCUGUAGUACCCAUCAGCGUGGUUGCCUUUCGACCACCACGCCAGAAGCUUUCGACUGCCAUGCGGGCCUCAAAGAUUGGCAGGCCGGGUGGUCUCAUCAGAAGAAGCUCUGGUGCUGCACGCAUCACGGCCAUGGAUGUCCGCAGACCACCACCGAGGAGUACGACUGCUCCGAGGGCGCCACCGAGUGGGAGGAGAAGUGGUCGCUUUUGAAGCAGCAGUUCUGUUGUCAACAUCACCGGGUGGGAUGCGUCCACACCACCUCCUUGCCCUUCGAUUGCUUCGCCGGCUUCAGCCACCCGGCCGGCGGUCGUGCGGGCCGCUGCCAGGGCUGGUGUUGUCACCACUUUCAGAGGGGCUGCGGCACCACCAUGCAAACCACCUUGCCGUAUGACUGCUAUGCUGGCUUGGCCAAGUGGAAGACCGGCUGGUCCGAUGCCAAAAAGCACUGGUGUUGCGAUCGCUUUGCCAAGGGUUGUCCGCACCAGGAGCGGCGGCAGCGCAUCGCGCACUUUUCGCGUCGCAGCACGAGACGCCGUCGCAGCACGAGACAGGCCUCAAAAAGGUCCGGGGCCUUUGAUAGUUGA